AGUAUAUAGUGCCUCUCGCCCCACUCUUCGUUUUCCCAUCCCAAUGCUGCACACCUUGAUUUCGUACAUUACGCACCUUUUCACCUCACGGAUAUGAGAUAGGUCAUAUCACACAACAGUAAAAAUGAGUUCUCAAGAAACAACUGACAAUGUACCAGAAGUUAAUUCACCUAACAUAUCAUCAAGAACAAAAAAUUGGGUCCAAUUUGAGGAUGAAACACCUGUUAAAGAUAACAGUGGCACGGAAGAGAAACCUAAAACAAAUGCACCAGCUGUAAUAAAACCAGAGUCGGUUACAGUAAAUGUUGAAAAGAUUGGGAAAACUGUUGACAAGUUAGAUAAUCAACGAAUAAAAAACAAUGAAUAUAGGGGUGCUGUGAUAUCAACUGAGUCCGUCCAGAUUAAUUUAGAUAGGUCAGGUUUAAAUCGUUCCAUUACAUCUGAAAGUCCAGAUCUUAAUUUGCCAUCCGAAGUAAGAGUUUCUGAUCCUAAAAGUGCAUCUCUAAAAACUAUUGAUCUCAGAGAUGUAUCUAAUGGUAGAAGUGCUGCAAGUAAUGUUAUAAGUACACCUAUUGGAAAUAUUAGACAAGGUUUUGCCAAUGGAGAUACUAUAGUUACUCUUUUGCCAGUUAAUACCAGAUGGCCAUGGAUUACACCAGCUAAAUUUAGACCAGAAUUAGUACCUGAGGAAUUAAUGGCUCAGGGCUUAACGCUUACUGUAGAAGACUACGUACACAUAAUGGAAUUGCUUGUAAAUGAUGUACGUUUUAAUAUGUACAAUGUAUGCUAUAAAAGAAUACUUGUCCUUUGGAUAUUUACUGCAUUUAUUGUACUGCUUGGCUUAUUGUUUUCUGGAGUGACUGGUCUUACUUUGUUUGGCCUUGGUGUCAUGUGGUUAGUCCUCAAUGCUGCAGCGAUAUUCUUUUGCAUGUUCGUCAAGAUAAAAUUAAACCAUAAUCUUGAGAAAUGUAUGGCUCAAGUCAACAAGCACUUACUUCGACAUAAAAUAUUGCUUGGAUUGGAUGAUAGAGGGAAGAUUUCGUGUCAUAAAGUCAAUCUCUGUUUCAUAUACUUUGAUACUACAGAUUGCAUCAAAAAGCUACAAGAAGUAAUAGAACGAGAAGAACGCGAAGGAAGAGUAAUUGGCGAAGAUGGAAAUUCUGAGAUGCGUCGAAAAAGGGAAUUACAACAGCGAAUGGAUAUCGAUGAUAGCGACAUUGUGAUACAAGGCAAUACGACCACCAGAAUUUCUCGUAAACAGGGUAAAAGUGAACAAGUAUUCUGCCGUUAUGUACAACGUUGGGCAAAGGAUUAUUUACGUCGACGUUUGGACUGGACAGUUGACGAAGAAGGUGGAAAUCCUUCUUCACCUCGCCACUUAGCAUCAGCUUUAUGUCCAUGUCAAUAUAUAGAAGAAUGGCUUCGCAAUAAACCGCAUGUCCGAGGCAGAGAUUUCUGUCCUAGCUGGAGUAAUUUUCUUAAAGAUAGGGGCAUUUAAAAUAAUAUUGUUUAAUAUGGAUAUAAAGCUAUUUUCCCACUUAAAUGACGAGACUGCAAUAUACAACACAUUAAGAAGUCGAACGUUUACUUAAAUUGGUAGACAUAGUACGAAUGUAAUUUAGAGUUUCGAUACACAUACUUAUAGUCGAUUAUCAAGCGAUUUUUUCAAUCGUACCGUCGUCACGUCACUUAGGUGUAAGAGCAGCUUAAAAGUGAAAAUCAGUAUUGUUCUCGAUAAUUUUGAAAAGUUUUAAAAAAGCUGACAUUAUUUUACUGAUGACGUUUUAAAAUUAUUUUUAUAGUAAAAAUGUUAUGGAAAUUAGAGACUCUACAUUGCAUAAAGAAAUAUAUAGCGUUAAAACUGAAAAAUCUAUUAAAAAACUCUGACAGUUUCAUAAUUCUAUAAUUAUAGAUAUCGUAAAUAGUACUAUUAAAAAUGGGUGAAUAAUCAAAAUUUACAUUAGUAGAGAUAAGCUAUAUGAGAUAUUAAAGUUACUUUACGUUAUUAAUCAUUUUUUAUUUAACUGUACAGUACUUCAUGUACUCAGUACUUUUUUUAGAAUCGUUACAUACUCUUUGUUAGUGAAUUGGAUUAUCAACAUUGAACACAGAUACAUAUAUUCUAUGUUCUUUCAAAUAAAAUUUGUUUUACUAGAUUAAUUUGUUGACCACUACAAUACUGAAGAUUUAAUAUACAAUUAAAAAUUUGUAUAAAGAUUGUAUAAAUGACAUGCAUGUAUAUGUUGCAAGUUUUUCUUUAGUAUUUUGUAUCAUUACUAAUGGUGUACUGUAUAUAGUAUUCGGAUGUUGAUAACUUAGGACUAUGAAUUUAAUAGAAUAUGUAUGUAGCAAAUAUUUUUGUAAAAUGGUGAAUGAUAUACAGUUUCUUAAGAAACUUUACUUCAAAAAGUACUUAAAGAAUUAAAGUACUUACAAUUUUUAAGAAAUAGUAUGUAGUUAUGUAUUUACAUACAGCAAUAUAUAGCGUUUAAAUGCAACAGAUUUUUUAACCGUGCACCUUAUUUUCGGUGCAAGAGACAUGGAUUUUAUAUUUUUUUCGUUACUUUGAUCCUAGGUAUUGAAUGAUGAUGGUAUGUGUUGACAGGAACGGGCGGAGUUGCUGCUGCUGAGGUAUGCAUCUCGAUGGGCACAUCACUUUGUGCGCCGCAGACUUGAUCUGGUUAUAGACUCGCAAGAACGUAAUAGAGACAUCGCGGGUCUAUCGGUUCCACCACGACAUUGUGUCUCC
Molecule: messenger RNA, 2749 nt
Organism: Hylaeus volcanicus
Lineage: Eukaryota; Metazoa; Arthropoda; Insecta; Hymenoptera; Colletidae
Product: transmembrane protein 268
Exons: 5
Coding region: 125-1498 (457 amino acids)
Source: RefSeq, a predicted model, not a curated record